GUCACCCGAUGGGAAGCCGCAAAGCGGGGCGAGGGGCGCCGCUAGCGCGCAUGUGUCGAGCUCUUUCCACUGAGACGAUCCGAAUCCCUCCCUCUCAGUUAAUUUACAGCCGUCGCGAGUGCUUACCGUGCCGACAUGUACCGCUCGCCAACUUUCUCGAUUAGUGAUGUGAUACGAUAUCGAAAUGUAGAUGCGACGCAUGACUAAAAUUUAUUAGUUUUGACUUUUUGGAUUAAAUGCUAAAAAGUGACAUAUUAAAUGUGGAACGUUGACUAACGGAUAUGUUAUAGUGAAAGUAAUCAGAACGUAAGUUGGAUUGGAAUCAAAAUGAAGUGGUUUAUAGUGACAAUGAGUGUGAUGGUGUGGGAAACAACUUUAGCUGGUAUAGCGCCAGCUGGAUCUUGCCCUGCAGUGUGUAUGUGUAAAUGGAAAGGAGGCAAACAGACAGUUGAGUGUGUGGGUCGAGCUCUUAUCACAGUGCCAGAACCCGUUGACCCUGCUACUCAAGUUCUCGACUUAUCAGGGAAUAAUUUACAAAUUCUUCCCCAGGAAGCCUUUGCUAGAACGGGGCUUGUUAAUUUACAACGUGUAUAUCUCCGUAACUGUAAUAUAGGCCAAAUACAUGACCGAGCAUUUAAAGGUCUUACAAAUUUGGUGGAGUUAGAUCUCUCUCACAAUUUACUUACACAAAUACCAUCAAACAGUUUUAAAGACGCCCCUUUUCUCAGAGAUUUGACUAUGGCUCAAAAUCCAAUUCUUAAAGUACAUUCGGAUGCUCUUAGUAAUCUUGGCAGCGUAGUGAAACUUGAUUUGUCUAAAUGUGACAUUAGAGAUAUAGCGGCAGACUCAUUUAGUAAUUUACGGUCAUUAGAGUCAUUAAAGUUAAAUCAUAAUAAGCUUCGCGAUUUACCUCUGAGUUCGUUGGAGCGAGUAGAGAAACUGAGAGCUAUAGAUUUAUCUGAUAAUCCUUGGACUUGUGAUUGUCGAUUACGAGAGCUUAAAAUGUGGCUGACUAAACAUAAGCUACUAUCGACGCCGACUUGUUCAGGUCCGACACGGUUAGCAAAUCGACCGUUUUCGGAAUUACCAAUAGAAGAGUUCGCUUGUAAACCUGAAAUAUUACCGAUAAGCCGUCAUAUUGAGACCGAAGUUGGAGAAAAUGCCACAAUUACAUGUAAAACAGAAGCUAUACCGAGCGCUAACAUUAACUGGUAUUGGAAUGGGCGAUUACUUCAGAAUGGAAGCCAUUUUAAUUCACAUCAAAAAGUUUAUAUAUUUGAAGAAGGAGACUCAAGAAAAAGAUCAUCUUUGGUGCUUACUAACACACAAGAAUCUGAUUCGAGCGAAUUUUAUUGCGUAGCAGAUAAUAAAGGUGGAAAUGCCGAAGCUAAUUUUACAGUACAUGUAAUGCAGAAGCCAGUAGGAAUGCCUUUGGGGAGCGCACAAAUAGCAAGUUUGGGAGCUGCUUUGUUUUUGGUUGUGAUUAUUGUCUCUUUGGCUCUUCUUAUUACUUUUGUUCGAUUUCGCCCUGUACCUGCUUGUGAAAGUAAGACUCCAAAUACCUUGGAUCGAGUCGUAUCUGGAAAUGAAGUACAUCCUGCUACAACAGACAGACCGCACGUAGCUGUAUUGGCUAAUAGACAAGAAUCUCCCAAUUAUAAUGAUACAAAAUGUAAUCCUGUAUCUAAGCCUCCACGGGUGAAUGACAUACCAUAUACUACAAAUCAUUAUGAAGGAAGAGGCAGUAUAGUAACUUCUGGUGGACCAGUUGUUGUUUCUCCAACAGUAUCUGCGACUAUUGAUCCUGAUCUUAUCAAUGAUACGAGGCCGGAGAGUGUUGCUCGACCAGGAAGCGGCGAAUAUGCACGAGAGGCUUCCGACUCGUUGUAUCCAUCAGGUCUAUGGGAUCAAAUGAAGAUGAAUCAGGCCAGCAAUUUGUCUAGGGCUGUAAGUUCAGCUAUACCUGCAUAUUACACAGAUCGGACGCCGAUUAUUGAAAAUUGUAGUGUGGAUGGUUCACAAGAAGAACUAGGCUUCAUGAGUCGUACAUUUCCGCGUUCUCAUGCGGUGACAACGGCGUCACCGGCAUCGUCAGGCGAUGGACCAUAUCCUCCCGAUUACGGGCUACCAGUGGGCGGCGCGCGCACACUGCGAGUCUGGCAACGGGCGCCCCCAGUGCUUCCACCAGUGUCAGCGUUAAAACGCGUUCUUACCAUCACCAGGCCCUCAACUGAGGAGGGUUUUCAGGAUGGCUGUGCUACUGACGUUUAGAUUAUAUACGUACUGUUUACAUAUCUAGAUGACAUGUCACCUUGUACAUUUGUAUUUUAAGCUAGCAUUCAUCUAUACGUACGGUAUAUAUAAUCUAUACCUACACAGGUUGUUAGUGUAAUAUUUUUUGUAUCAUAUAAUUUAUUUAGAAAAUUAAGUAAUGGAAUGUUACAUUGGAUCCAAAUGUUAAGGAUCUACGACUGAUUAGUUGAGGAAUGUAAGUGUAAAAUAAUACGUGAUAUGGAGUGGUAUUGUUUAUGAUCGCCAAAUAAUUUAAAUACUGAGUACGAAAUAUAUCUCGAUUGUUGAAAUUCAAAUAGGAUGUUACACUAUAAUAUAAUUAUUAUUAAUAACUAAUGUGUGAGCAACGCUUGCACAAAAGAAAUAAAUAAUUACCCAAAGAUAUACAAUUCCCCCUGAAAGUAAUAUAAAACUAUAUUACUCUAAUUGUAUUGCACGAUCAGUGUUCUUUGAUGUACGAUAAUAAAUGUGUAAAUUUUAUGUUUGAAAAAAAUAAGAGUAAUAGAUAAUGAAGAAAAAUAAACAAGGCGAUUGUGAAAAUGUA
Molecule: messenger RNA, 2836 nt
Organism: Galleria mellonella (greater wax moth)
Lineage: Eukaryota; Metazoa; Arthropoda; Insecta; Lepidoptera; Pyralidae
Gene: Noki
Product: leucine-rich repeat-containing protein 24
Exons: 1
Coding region: 328-2271 (647 amino acids)
Molecular function (GO): protein binding
Source: RefSeq, a predicted model, not a curated record